This is a messenger RNA of Arachis ipaensis, 1599 nucleotides long. RefSeq lists its product as uncharacterized. Lineage: Eukaryota; Viridiplantae; Streptophyta; Magnoliopsida; Fabales; Fabaceae. The record is from RefSeq and is a predicted model, not a curated record.
AGAAUUUAGAACCACGCAGAUAUAUAACUUCGAUAACUUGAUUCAGUCCUUCGUUCAGCGGUGAAUAUUCUUGAGAACCGAAAAAGAAGAAGUCUCAUUCGGUUAGUCCAAAAAAUUGAACAUCUUCAACAACCUUGCUUCAAUUCACAGUUUCACUUCUCACAUAAACAAACAGCAUGCACGCGCUUUAACCUUCAAUCGAAACACACUCUCACUCGAUCAUUUCCUUCCCUCACGCUUUUCUCAUUCUUUUCCCUCCCCCUCUCUCUCUCUCCGCGGAACCCGCUUCCUUGUCUCAAAUUCCUAUUUCCUCUAUUAUUCUCUUCUUCUUCUUAUAACACAAAAAAUAUGAAAUAAAAUGUUCCAUUCCUAACCCACACUCUCUUCCAAACUCAACCGAUCCCUCUUUUAUAUUUUUGGGAACCAAAACGAUGCCGUUUCCGUGGAAAAAGAAGAAGAGUCCGGUUACCCGAAUUUCUCGAAUCGUCGCCGAUUUUCACUCGCCAAAACGCGGCUCCUCCCUUGUCGUUCAGACCGGUUUCCCUACCUCCCUCAUCGAUCUCUUCGUCAAGAACCGGAGCCGCUUCGCCCGAACCAAGAAACGGGCUCCACCCGAACAAAUCUCCGAUCCACGGCCGCCACCUCCCUCUCCGGCCGUCACACCUCCGCCUUCGCCACCUAUCCUCCCCCCACACGCGGAGUCCCCGCGGCCAGACGCCGCAAUCCAAGAAGAAAUCAAGGCGGCGGCGGACGGUGGUGCUGGAGCGGGUGAGGUAAUAGAAUUCGGGUCGGGGAAUAGAGUUGCGGCGGGUGUUGCGGUGAUUGCGUGCGUUGAGAGAUUAACGGUUGGGAUUACGGUUUCUUCUUUGGCGCUUCUAUUUCUGGAGUACGCGGCGAAACGCACCGUUUCGUGUGCUUGGUUCCAAAAGAAGAAUAAGAAAGAAGAGGAAGUAGUGUGUGAGGUGGCAAAUUUUAAGCGGGAGUUCUCCGAAUCGAGGUCCGGUUGUGAUGAAAUUGAAUCUGUGGAGACAUUUGGGCCUGAUUUGGGCCUUGUCGGUAAAGGUGGGAGGAAGGGUAGAACUGGUAAUUUGAAGACGAAGUCGAUGAUGGUGAAGAAGCUAAUGCUGGAGAAGUUUCGUAGGUCUAAGAAAGAGAAGAAGAUUGAGUCAGCGAGUGCGGUGGUGGAAGAAGAGAAGUUGGUGAUGAGUUUUGAUAUUGAAGAGGAAGAAGAUGAUUGUGGUGGAAACACUACUAAAGAAUCACCGUCAAUGGUAAUUGAGGUGAAGGAAAUUGGGGGUAGAAUUGGGAAUUCAUCAGGUUACAGGAUUCUAAUAGUGAUUGUACUUGUUGGGCUUCUUGUUGGUCGAUUCGAGGCACUGAUACUCAUAAUGUUAUGGUGUUUGGUGGUGGCGAUAGUUAAAAGUCUUUGGAAAUCGAAGUCACGGAAUAUGAGUGUGCCAUGGCUAUGAAUCCAUGGAUGGUUUGUAAUUUCAAAUGUAAAUAGAUAUAUAUAGAUACUAAUCACACUGAAUACAUUCUUUGUUUUUAUGGACUAAAAUUUUGUUCUUAUGCAACUUGCAAUCAAGAUCUCUUGUCUAA